Molecule: messenger RNA, 5827 nt
Organism: Phasianus colchicus (ring-necked pheasant)
Lineage: Eukaryota; Metazoa; Chordata; Aves; Galliformes; Phasianidae
Gene: SLC38A1
Product: solute carrier family 38 member 1
Biological process (GO): L-glutamine transport; amino acid transmembrane transport
Cellular component (GO): plasma membrane
Molecular function (GO): L-glutamine transmembrane transporter activity
Source: RefSeq, a predicted model, not a curated record
AUUUUUCCAUUGACAUUGCCUGUGUUAAGAAACACGCUGUUUAAAAACAGCAUUCAAAUUUUCAGUAUAAGUUUUGAAUUAUUCAUUACCAAGUCAUGCUCCAUUUGAAGACGUAAUUUGAAUUUCAUAUGUGACAUCUGUUGGGCAUAGGCUGCAACAGCAGAUAAAGCAAAGAGAGUGACAAUUUAUUCAUCGUUUCAAAUCUUUCAAAUUAGUCUAAUAAAAUGCACAAACAUAUAAUGUAGCAAAAAGCCCAACAUUCUGAAACAUCUACUUGCACACAGCAGAGAAGCAAUAAUAAUAAAUACAAUUAGACCAACAGAAUAAUUUGAAACAAAUUGCUUUGUUGACCCUAUGAUGACAGCUGAAACCUGACUGGCCACAUCCACGUCCCCAGGCUGGUGGGGAUUUGCAGUUGGCACUGCUCGAAGUUGGGCAGGAUGAGGAGAGGCAGCAACCACACUGCCCCAGGGCACAGAGGGUGAAGAGCUGCUCAGAGACCUGAACCUAACUUGUAUCCAGAUAGGGAAUGCAGCUAUUUGUCAAUCCUAGUGAAAACUGGCCAAUCACUUUUCCUACAGUAUAGUAGUUUACCAAAGAGACUUUUUCUGCAUGAUGGUGCGUCUUCCAAGCCUCUAUGCCAGGCACCAGCAUCCCACAGGUGCUGAACUCUGCUGUGUGCAGCGUGGGUCUGUUGCCGUGCUCCAGCUGGGUUUUGCAAGCUGCAAAGCAAGAGGCAGCUUUUUGACCGAACUUCCUGUCAAAGCACUGCACAGCAGGGGCAGGGGCAGGAGCUGGGCCUACAGCCAGCCCAGCUGGGAAAGCUAUGGGGUGGCCACCAGCUGCGCCUGCUGCAGUGUGACCACAGUGUGGCUGCACCAGUGGAGGUUAGGGUUGAUCAGGAAUUUUCUGAUGCAACCACUUCGAAAGAAGGUGCCAGGGCGAAAUGCAAACCACUUCUGUUUAUUAAAAAUGAAAAAAAAAAUGAAAAAAAAAAAAAAAAAACCCAAAACUCUGACUUUGUCAAAACAAAACAGUUCCUGUAUGAACCUGCUGGCUUUGCUGCUGGCUUCCUUGCAGCUCGUGAGCUGACAGUAGUAGAAGCAUUCCCUGGGGCCUACUGAGGAUUUAUGUCCUUGAUAGGAGGAGGAGUGGUGGCUGUGCCUCCUGAGCUCUUGUCUAGUAACUGUCAGGGGAAAAGCCCUGUUAGCCCAUCAUCUUUCACUGAGCACUUAUAGAGGCUGAACAGGGAGCAUGCUGCAUGCGUGUGACACGCAGUGCUCACCGUGUGUUUUAUGGAGCUGUGCUGUGAGCGUGGCAGCAUCUGAGCAGGGUUGAGUUGGAAUAAAAACUGGGUGAGGAAAGUGUCAGAACUGAGACAAAAUUUCUAAAUCCUGCUCUGGCUCUUCAAGUAUGUGAGUAUAUUCCAUCGUUUUCCAGUCCCUGAUGGAAAUCCCAUAGCUGUGUCAGAAAACACCCAGGCUCUGUGUAAUAUGAGGUUAAGGGGUGUAUGGACAUUCACAUUUCGUGCCAUUGUACACAUGGUGUAAGGCCUUGUGAAACGCCAAAGUCCACCAAUAUGAGUGGGACUUUUUUUGUUGAUUUCACUUGCGCUUUAGAUUAGAUCUGUAAUUUUCAACUGAUUUUUUUCAGUUGUUUCAGCUCGUUUGAUUUCGCACUCUGUACUUCAUUUUGAACCUUUUUUUUCCCAGUGCAUAAUUUUUCAAGCAGAAUGUAGAACAGCAUUUUUAAGAGUCUUUUGGGGACAGUGAAGCAGUAAGAAGUUGAUUUAAACCCCAAAUAUUUCCCUAUCUUAGAAAAGAAUUCUCUAGUUCCCUUUAGAUUUCCAGCAUUUUCUGGGCCUGAAUAUGCAUUUGUAUAUGCAGGAAUGUUAUAUUAUUUGGGAGAAGCUCUAUUGGGAGGGGUUUUUCUGUGCAUGCAAGUGUUAAAUAUUUUCUGAAAUAUUUUCUGGAUAUGGGUUUGCCAUCUUUUAACGAUUCUUCCUGGCUACACGUCUUUGCCAUUGCUGAACAUGACAUAAAUCAUGCGUAGAUGACCUAUUGCUUCCUGUGAUAGCAGGACAGAUCUGCUAAGCUGUUCAGCAGACUUGGAUCUGUACCUGUGAUGAUGCUCUCAGGAAGCUGCUGGCUGGAUGCUUGUCCUAGUCUGCAGCUGUGGCAAGUUUAUUUCGGACCGAGAAAGCAGGAGAAGUCUCACAAACAGCCACUUGGAAAAGAAGAAAUGUGAUGAAUAUAUUCCAGGUACGACUUCUUUGGGAAUGUCUGUCUUCAACCUCAGCAACGCCAUCAUGGGCAGUGGCAUUUUAGGCCUUGCUUUUGCAUUGGCCAACACAGGAAUCUUCCUUUUUUCGCUGCUUUUGGUUUCUGUGACAUUGCUGUCUAUUUAUUCAAUACAUCUCCUGUUGGUGUGUUCAAAGGAAACAGGCUGCAUGGUAUAUGAAAAGCUUGGUGAGCAGGUUUUCGGUACCCCAGGGAAAAUGAUUGUCUUUGGAUCUACAUCUCUUCAAAAUGUUGGAGCAAUGCUGAGCUAUCUCUUCAUAGUCAAAAAUGAGCUGCCUUCUGCCAUAAAGUUUCUAAUGAGAGAAGAAGAAAAUUUUUCGGCAUGGUACGUGGACGGGCGGAUUCUUGUUGUUGCAGUGACAUUUGGUAUCAUCCUCCCUUUAUGUCUCCUUAAGAACUUAGGGUAUCUUGGCUAUACCAGUGGAUUCUCAUUAAGCUGUAUGGUAUUUUUCCUGGUAGUGGUUAUUUACAAGAAGUUUCAAAUUCUCUGUCUCGAACCGGAGCUAAAUACAACAUCACCUAUCCUAUCAAAUAGCUCAGCAUAUGAGCAUAUGUGUAAGCCAAAGUAUGUUAUCUUUAAUUCCAAGACUGUGUAUGCUUUGCCAACCAUCGCUUUCGCAUUUGUGUGCCACCCAUCAGUCCUUCCAAUUUACAGCGAACUUAAAGACCGUUCACAGAAAAAAAUGCAGUUGGUUUCAAAUAUCUCAUUUUUUGCCAUGUUUGUGAUGUACUUUAUGACUGCCAUAUUUGGCUAUUUGACUUUCUAUGAAAAUGUGCAGUCAGAUCUGCUUCACAAGUACCAGAGUAAAAAUGACAUCCUCAUCCUGACGGUGCGCUUGGCUGUGAUUGUUGCAGUUAUACUCACUGUGCCAGUGCUGUUUUUCACUGUGCGUUCAUCAUUAUUUGAGCUGGCAAGAAAAACAAAGUUUGACUUAUGCCAUCAUGUUUUGGUUACUUUUGUUCUUCUGGUUAUCAUCAACCUGUUGGUCAUUUUUAUCCCAACCAUGAAGGAUAUUUUUGGAGUCGUAGGGGUCACUUCUGCCAAUAUGCUGAUUUUCAUUCUUCCUUCAUCAUUGUAUUUAAAAAUUACACAUCAGGAUGGAGGAAAAUUUACUCAGAGGAUUUGGGCUUCCCUUUUCUUGGCACUGGGGAUAAUGUUUUCCCUAGUGAGCAUCCCAUUGGUCAUCUACGACUGGGUACAGUCAGGAGGUAGUACUGAAGGCAGCAACUGAAGUUGACCUUCUGAAAAGGAGACAUGCCUGUUUGCUACACACCAAAAUCGCAACCAUCCGUUCUGUUAUCUAUUCUACCUUUUGUGAGUUUACUCAAAUCAAAUCCAAGUAAUGAUUUUCCAGUACUGAAUAUGCUGUUUUGGGUGUAUUUUCUUGCAGAAAACAGACCCGUUAUUCCAACAGGCAUAUCACUCUGUCCCACAAUACUGAGUUAUCAGAUCAGCAUAAAUUCUGUAUUGUCUGCAAGACUAUGUAGAGUAUUGCUCAUAGGAAUUCAUCACAAUUUGUUUUUCCACUUCCACCCAUGAACUGCAUUGUUCUGUUAUUAUUCUUAGCCCUUGAACCAUGAGCUCUGCUCCUUUAGAGCAGCAACAUUUGUUAUCAAUUCCAGCUGGAGUGAUUAUCCCAAAUGUCAUCAGUACACUCCCUUUCCCAUUGCAUUUUAACAAAAACUGCUCUUGAAUUGUAUGCAUUGUUUGUUUGUUUGUUUCUUUGUUCUUUCGCUGUUUUGUACACCAUUUGCCUCACCAACUAAGUGUAGCAUUCUGGAUAUGGAUACAGAAAUCACCAUCAGAGCAUAAAUGAGCGCUGUAUAAACUUAGGUCCUAAAUCUGGUGCUUCUCUCUGUAAUGUUGCAGUGGAGGAGCCAGCCUUAGGCUUGGCUCGUUUGUUGCUUUGAGAAGCAGGCGUGUGUGUGUGUGUGUGUGUGUGUGUGUGUGUUUGUGUUUGUGUUUUUGCAAAGGGGUACAAGGAGCUGGAGUAGGAUGAUCAUCAUCAGCCACCAUUUCCUGCUACCUUUCAGUUUGCACCCGGCCACCAAUAGCCAGGAUGCUCAGCAAUGAGUACCUGAACCUGAAGAGAAGCAGAUGCUCAGAGAUUUCCAUAGGAAGUCUGCCUUUCUUCCAGCAUCAAACUGUUCACUAAUGCCCUGCUCUUCUCAGAAAACAAUGGCAGGCUCCAUUUUUAUCAAAACCUACACAUUUAAUUAUACCUCAUGUCUUUUGCAUUCUUGGAUUCAUCCGUAAACACCUAGGGUGACCUUGUAGAGAUUUGCUUCUCUUGUGUUUCACCCCCCUCCCGCUGAAGUCAGCAGGGUUUCUGACUUCAAUCUGCAUUUGGAGCAGAUUCUGACUCACCCUACUGAACUAACCAGAUUUCUAAUGGAAUUUGAAGUCUGUAAUAUUUCUUUCAAAUAACAUAAACACUUUGCGUUAUUGAAAUGUUUUAUUUACAUUUCACAUCAAUUCUUUAUAACAAUCACAGAAAAGACAUUAAAUUACUACUAGCAGAAACACUGUAACUUGUAUCUGUUGUCCACAGAGUAUUUGCCUAAUGCCUUAUAGCUGGUGUAGAGAACUACUUAUAGAGAUUCAAAUGCUAAGCAGAUGAUUGUUGACCAUUCUCAGCAGACAUCUAUUAGUGCACUGCCAGCAGCAUAAUUGUGUUCACUUUGUAUCAUUCAUCCUGUGAGCUAAAAACGUGUCUGAGUUUUGCUCUCAGAAGAUGAAAUUGGCUCCUACUGAAAAAAACCUGAAGGCUGAAGGGAACCCUAGGUCACAUCCAAGGGCUAAGUAAUGCCCUAAGUAAUGUAUGUUUGAGAUGUACCUGUCAGUGUGCAGUGACCCUCUGGCUCCCACUGUAGCUGUGGGAAGAACCUGUAGUUAACAGCACUGCCUGUGGGUAAACUGUCAUUACAGCUUGUUGUUUUUAAGGUUAGGGAUGGAAAAUUCAGGGUCUUGGGAUUUCUGUGACCUGUUGAAUUACCCCAGUUGCCCCCACUUUGUCCUACAUGGCUUGAAGGCACUGAGAGUUGAGACCACAAAGCCUUCUCAGGAUUUUGAGAGUUGGUUUCUAAGGGUAACAUACAGAGAGGUUACUUUGGGGCCUUACUUGGACUUUAGGCAUCAACAUGUGGAGAGGUCCCUGGAGCAGCCUGACAGCAAGAAGAAAACUGGAAGUCCCCUUUUCAUCGGGGGGCCUCUUUCAUCAGGUGGGCCCUCAUUCACUGUAGACUACAAGUCCAGGUGCUAGUGAAAGUCUAGAGAGAAGAAUCUGUGCUUGCCAUCUCCUCUCAGCUUGUUUCCUGAUUCUUCCAGCGUGAGAUGUCAUUUGUGGCAUCCCUUUUACAGGCACUCACAAAGGCAGCCAUAGCAGGAGAACGGUUUCUAACUUUGAAUCAGAAAGACAUGUUACUGUGGCUUGUAGAGACAGGACAUGGGGCAAUGGUUUUAAACUAGAGAAGGUUAGAAUUAGAUUGGAAGGAAGAAGUUCUUCAUUAUGAGAACGGUGAGGCAC